AUGAGUGAAAGACGUCGUGGAGUGCUUCAGACUCAGCUGUCGUCUGCUGAGAAGCAGCCUCGGCCAGUGUUGACAUCCUUGAAUGGGGACAACAGUUGGCUGAUGUCCUUCCCAAGGCCCGAGGCCGAGCGGGCGGCAGCAGGGAAGGUCUUUUACCACGUCGUGUUCGAACCAUGGCUCGAAGGGCCAACUAGUAUGCUUGGAUGGUGGAUGAUCAACAUCACACUAAGCUCCAGCCCCGGAAUCCUUGAUGUUGAAGCUGUUAAGGGUGUCGUUCGAGAGAUCGAAGAUGCGGCUGCCAUCCAUCUCCCUCAAUCAGGCGAUGCAUCGGCAAAGGCAUCGACAGAGGAGUCAGAUAGCGGUGGAAUAGAUGCCAUUUUACUCUCAUUUUACCUCCUGGACCAUGUUCACGAAGCGACGCUUAGAACAUUCUCCAAAGACAUCCCUGUUAUAGCCACACCUGAAGCCGCCAAUAUUGUCAGACCUUGGGGCCACUUCGAGACGAUCAAGGUUAUUCAAGACCUGCAACCGCUGGUUCAGUCAUGGCGCACCCCAGAGCUUCACCCUGGUAAGCCUCUGCCUGUGUGGCUAACACCAAUCCGUCUUCCGGGCUUCGCGGUCCUCAAUUUUUCUCUUGCUAUCGUAUGGACACAUACCACCAACGAUGAGGGUGAGGUUCACGAAGUUAUUUUGACCUCACCGCAUGGAACUCGCUUCGAAGGAUCUCUGGAAGCCUUCCGCAAUGCGGAGCCCAAGACAAAGAUGCUAGCCAUGCUCCAUGGGCUCAAAGAAAGCUACACAUUUGGGCGUCAGACUACACUCGGGGCCAAGGGAGGACUCGAACUCUACCGAAAGAUUGGAGGAGUCAAGUAUUGGAUUCUGAGUCAUCAUUCCAAGUUGCUUUAUGGUGGCAUUUUCAUGUAUCUCUCUUGGACUCAAGAUACCCACAGAACUGUGAGCUGGAUGCUGGAGGAAGAGCAGAAGGUCGACCCCGAUUCCGCUAAGAAAGAAAGACCCAAUAUCGUGGAAGUCGACAAUGGGGGAUCGUUUGUAUUGGUGGACUGA
Messenger RNA from Fusarium vanettenii 77-13-4, 1065 nucleotides. RefSeq lists its product as uncharacterized. The coding region runs from base 1 to 1065 and encodes 354 amino acids. The transcript has a single exon. Lineage: Eukaryota; Fungi; Ascomycota; Sordariomycetes; Hypocreales; Nectriaceae. The record is from RefSeq and is a predicted model, not a curated record.